Messenger RNA from Zingiber officinale, 2575 nucleotides. RefSeq names its product serine/threonine-protein kinase ATG1c-like. Gene Ontology annotation, biological process: autophagy; peptidyl-serine phosphorylation. Bases 163 to 2280 code for a protein of 705 amino acids. Gene Ontology annotation, molecular function: protein serine/threonine kinase activity; ATP binding. The transcript is spliced from 14 exons. The record is from RefSeq and is a predicted model, not a curated record. Gene Ontology annotation, cellular component: cytoplasm. NCBI's taxonomy places the organism in Eukaryota, Viridiplantae, Streptophyta, Magnoliopsida, Zingiberales, Zingiberaceae.
UUUUUACGUGGCAAGCAGCCGCCCACAACACGCCAGCAGGACGGCACGGCAGCCGAGAGGAAACGGAAUUGGGGAUCAUCUUGCAAAUUGAUCCGUCUGUUUCAAGAUUUAAUUGAUCAACGAGACGGUAAAAAUUGAUCUUCUCCUAGGGUUCAUCUCGCGAUGAGCAGCGCCGGCGGUGGCGGCAUCGUCCCGAGAUGCAAUCGUGUCGUGGGAGACUACAUCAUCGGCCAGCAGAUCGGGGCGGGCGCCUUCUCCACCGUUUGGCGAGCGCGGCACCGCGUGCGGGGGACGGAGGUGGCCGUCAAAGAGAUCGUCAUGGAUCGUUUAUCCAAGAAGCUGCAGGAAAACCUCCUCUCCGAGGUCUCCAUUCUUCGUCGGAUCAACCACCCCAACAUCAUCGCCCUCUAUGACUUCAUCCAGACAUCUGGAAGGAUCUAUCUUGUAUUGGAGUACUGCAAAGAUGGUGACCUAUCUGUAUAUAUUCAAAACCAUGGGAGAGUUCCAGAAAUAAUUGCAAAGCAUUUUAUGCAACAGCUAGCUUCUGGUUUGCAGGUGCUUCGUGAUAACAAUGUCAUCCAUCGUGACUUAAAGCCACAGAAUCUUCUCCUCUCAACACAUGGAGGAAAUUUUGUCUUGAAAAUAGCUGACUUUGGCUUUGCAAGAUCUUUGGCACCUCGAGGCUUGGCUGAGACUCUUUGUGGUUCACCUCUUUACAUGGCUCCAGAAGUAAUGCAGUUUCAGAAGUAUGAUGCUAAGGCAGAUCUUUGGAGUGUUGGCAUUAUUCUUUACCAACUUGUGACUGGAAAAACACCUUUUACCGGGAAUAGUCAAAUACAGUUGCUUCAGAAUGUCCUCAAAACAAAUGAGCUACAUUUCCCUUUUGAUUGUAAUUUGAGCAGUGAAUGUGUUGAUUUGUGCCAAAAGUUGUUGCGCCGAAAUGCUGUUGAACGGUUAACAUUUGAGGAGUUCUUCAAUCACCAAUUUCUUUUGGAGCAACCUACCAAUGCCACAGCAAGGAUUAAAUCUAAAAUAAGAGAUGACUUUACACAGCUUGAAUACAGUCAAAAGAGGUUAUCAGGAGAAAUUUCACAUGAUGACAGUCUGCCUUUCCCUUUAGAUGAGGAAUCUGUUUUGCAGGAAACAAGCAUUCCUGAUCCCCAGAACAAGGGUUCAGUGAGACGUACUACUGGGUUUACUGUUGGUGCUGAACUUAAUAAUCUAUCUUGCAGUCCAUUAAAAGAUGUCACCAUUCCUUCCAGAUAUAGGGGUCAUGCACAAGAUUUUCGUGUGUCUCCUGCACAAAUUGCUAAAGAGACAGAGUUUGUGAUAGAACAAAAGCCUUCUAAUUCCUCCAAAGAUUCUGCAGUCGUCGAUUCCUUGGAAUUUGUUGAUCAGGAUUAUGUGAUCGUUCCUGGACCCCCACUGGAUAUGUCUCCCUCUUCAGUAAGCCCCAGUCCAACCAAUUCACCUCGCAGAUCAGAAAGUCCACCAGUUGCAUCUUCUAAAUUUAAUGGACUAAGUGCACCAUUGCCAAUUAUUGGUGCAGUAGUGGGUAAUAGCCAUACAAUUGGAACUCCAGGAAGUGGUUGUUCUGCGUCAUUAACUUCACAGGGUUCCAUGGACAUGAUUGAUGCUAUGGAACAGCCAUCAGGCCAUUUCAUGGUGAGGAUCAGAUCAUUGCAGCAGUUUGCAUCUGUCAUAACAGACAUUGUCAAAGAAAAGAUUGCAAAUGGUCAACAUCACGAAGCAUUCUCAGUUCAGCUAUUGGUUCUUGCUAUCUGGAAGCAAGCACUGCGCAUUUGCCAUGCAGAGGCUGCAUCCACAUCAGAUGUCAGUCCCUUACCGGAACAAAAAAUCCGAAAGAACUGCAUUUCCAACACUGCCGAAUAUUUGAAUUGCAUAGACUCUCGAGUGUUAAAUCCAGUUUGUUCGGAGAUUGAGAGAGAUUUCCUCCUUGCUGUCGAGUAUGCUGAGGAGCUUGCCUCAGACAUCAACCAGAAAACAGCGCCUUCCGAGCUGCCGGACGCAAUUGAAAUAAUAUUCCAAUCUGCUCUUACAUUGGGCAGACAGGGCGGUGUUGAUGAGAUGAUGGGGAACAUGGAGAGGGCAUCAUGUCAGUAUUCAAAAGCAGUAAGCUUGUUGCGUUUUCUUCUAGUGGAAGCACCGUCUUUGGUGCUCAGUCCAUCAUUUACGCCCACAAUCUCAGACCGUUAUCGUCUGCGAACAUAUAUUGAUGCGCUCAGCAAUAGACGAGAUCAAUCCUCCUUCCUAAUAUGAAGGGCGAUGUUAGUGGAAGUCCAAGAUUCUACGUUACGUAGUUCCAAUUGUUUGUAAUGAUUCUUUGGGCUGAUGAUGUCAUUUGACAAUGUCGUAUCCACUGUAACUGUGAAGUACCAACUUGUAAUUAUCACGGGAUACAAGUUGUAGGUAACUCGGCCCCUGCUGGAUUCCUAGUCAAUAUAGACUGUUAGUAAACUUUCUGGAAGUUUGGGUGCAAAACAUACAUCCGAGCCCACAAUAGAACUUUGAUUCUCCCAGCUAAUGAAGUUAAUUAAUUUGAUGUCUUCCUUCA